AGAUAGCAAGCGUAGCAGCUUCGACGCGGGCAUGAUGCAGUUUGAGCAGCUGCUGAACAAUCGCACGUUCCUCCUCGUCCUCAUCAACACACUCGAGAACCAGAAGGGCUUCAGCAUCCGUGACAAGGUUAAUGUGGCUUCACUGCUUAUGAUCGCCUUCAUCAACAAGAUGGAUUACGCCACUGAGAUCCUCAAGUCGCUCCUGCGUCUGCUAAUCGCUCGCUCUGUGGAGAAGAAGCAUCCGCAGCUGAUGCUGCGUAGGACUGAGUCGGUGGUGGAGAAGAUGCUAACCAACUGGAUGGCUCUCUGUAUGUACAACUACCUGAGGGAGUAUGCGGGAAGGCCGUUGUUCAUGCUGUUCAAGGCGAUCAAGCACCAGAUGGAGAAGGGACCGGUGGAUUAUGUGACGAGUGAUGCUCGAUACUCCCUUAGUGAGGACAGACUGCUGCUAGAGAAAACAGAUCACAGCGUGCUGGUAUGUAAGUGGCGCCACGGUCGGGGCGGCCACCUGGUGUUGAUGGAUGAGGACGUGACGUCAGAGAGCAGUAACGGCUGGCAUCGCAUCAACCGUCUGCGUCACUACAACGUGCCGGACGGAGCCGUCAUGGCGCUCGUGCCGCGCCAGAACGAGCUGAACGCGCGCGGAGGAGGAGGAGGAGGAGGCGGAGGAGGAGGAGGGGUGCACAUCAACGGCUCGCACAACUACCACAACUUCUACUUUUCAGCGACUCUCAACCACCUGCACAGUCUCGGCUUCCCCAAGAGCCUCACGACUCCUAUACUGCAGCAGCACAGCGACGAGGAGAAGACCAGCGCCAAGGUCUGGCACCUGGUGAAGCCGGUGGAUGAGCAUUACAAGGAUAAGCAUCCACACAACAAGUCGUGCAUAUCGGAGAUCUUUCUCACAAGGUUGCUAGCUACGAAGGGAACGAUCCAGAAGUUUGUCGACGACUUCUUCCAGACGGUGUUGUCUGCGAACAAGGUUCUGCCGAUCACCGUCAAGUAUCUGUUUGACUUCCUCGAUGAAGAGUCCAUGAGACAUCAGAUGUGCGAUCCAGACGUAGCGUACGCGUGGAAGAGCAACAGGCCCGCGCUUCGUUUCUGGGUGAACUUCAUCAAGCAACCUUCGGACUUUGUGUUUCGAUCGCUGAAUCAAA
This is a messenger RNA of Priapulus caudatus, 1157 nucleotides long. Its product is annotated as plexin-B-like. Gene Ontology annotation, cellular component: semaphorin receptor complex. The annotation marks the transcript as partial. Gene Ontology annotation, molecular function: semaphorin receptor activity. The transcript has 10 exons. Gene Ontology annotation, biological process: positive regulation of axonogenesis; negative regulation of cell adhesion; sensory neuron axon guidance. The record is from RefSeq and is a predicted model, not a curated record. NCBI's taxonomy places the organism in Eukaryota, Metazoa, Priapulida, Priapulimorpha, Priapulimorphida, Priapulidae.